UAAUCGAGGCGUCGGUUGCCUUGGCAACCGGGAGGCCCUCCAGGCCGGGAUCCUAGAGUUGUUGCUACUGAGCCUCUCCGCGUUUCUUCCCGCUGCAAAGUGGAGGCAUGGCAUCCUUGGGUGGGAGGGAGGCGUGCUUCAGCCCUGGGAGUGCCGAUUGAACAGAAAACAGCGGCUGCCCCGUUCUGAUGUCUCAUGGAUAAACUGUAAAAGAGAUAACGAUGGAGGAGGAAUUUACAGAAUACCUUGGCUCUGCUUCUGAAAAGCAGUUGCUUGAACAUGGAGAAACUGCUGACCAAAAUGAUGGAAAGAAGUUGCAAGAUCUUGUAAUGGUUCGGCAACAUGCUCAGUAUUUAAGUGAUCUACGAGACAUGCACUACUGUGUUUCACUUAAGAUAUGUGAUUUAUCUGGUAAUUUCCUUAUAAAUAUUGAUGCACUUGAAUGUUGUGUUAAUUUAAUUAAACUGGAUCUCCAUAGCAAUCAGCUAGAAGAGCUUCCAGGCCCAAUGUUUUGGGGGAACAUGGCAGACUUAAAACUCCUCUACCUUCAUGAUAAUGGAAUUUCAGCAUUGGAAAAUGUGCAUUCAUUAUCUUUCUGCCCUAAUCUUACUGCUCUCACCUUGUUCAAUACUCCACUAUGCCUGAAAGUAGCCUAUAGGCAUAUUGUUGUCAACAGCAUUUUUUCACUCAAGGCACUGGACUAUUAUGUCAUUUCUGAUGAGGAAAUAAUUGAGGACUGGAGGCUUCCUGCAAAAUAUAAACCAUUUACUCCUAGCUUUUUUGUGGAUUUUUGUCCUCUUGUUGGGAAGGAAGAAUUGCCACAAACAAUAAAGAAUGGAAGAAAACCAUUAAUCUCCACUCCAGCACAAUGGAAUAACAGGAAGGAAAUUACGUUUCAGGAAGAAAUGAAAAGGGUAAGAGAGAUAAUUUCCAAGAUCAAUUAUGUUCUAGCUCAUCAUUCACCAGUUGUGAUUAUUCAGAAAUGGAUAAGAGGAUAUUUAAUUAGAAAAAGAUUGUGUUUGAUUCCUGUACGUGAAGUUCUGCGACAGAAACGGUACUUCAGAGAUGGAACAAAGGGAAUGUAUAUUCAAAAGAGACCUACAGUUCAUAGCAGCAAAAGCUUUCUGUUUCAUACCAUUAAUCCAGAACAGCACACUGUGGAUAAAAAAUGUACAUCUGGGAUCCAAAUAAUGAAUGUGAAAAAUCUUGAGGAGCUUCAUUUGUAUUUGAGAAGAUUACAGUACCCUAUUCUCUCAAGCAUACUCCGAAUGGGAGAAAAGGAAAAGAUCAAACAAAAGAAAUCACGGUCACCACCAAGAAAGGAUCACACGGACUGGAAAAAAACUGAAAUGAAAGAUGAUAAUGAGAUGGCAACUAAAUUUAGGCUUUCGGUGUGUAGACUGCCUUUUUAUUCAUUGAUCACAGAGAUGGAACAGUAUCAAGAGAAAGAGAAGGAGUUUUUUGAUGCUGUUCAUGACUUACGUUACAUCACCCGUCCUAGACCACAGACAAUGCCUGUACAUAUUCCAGGUAGCAUUGACAAGAGAGUCUUUGCUAGAGCGUUUGGAACAGUAAGACUGCGCCCGUUGUGUGCCAUUGAUAAAGCAUACUGGCAAAGUCAGAAAUUGGAUGUCCAGGUUAAAAAGGAGCGGGAAGCUCUGAGGAUGCUCAUUGCUAAAAGUGAAGUUCAAGAGUACCUUCGUCAUUUACAUGAUGAUAAGAGAGAGCAUAUUCAGAAGAAAUAUGAAGAGGAGAAGCUUAUGAUUGAUGAUACUUUGAAAGUGUGCAAGCAGGAAAGAGCUAAGUUAAUUAGUGAAAUGAGACAGAAGUAUAGUCAUUUUUUAGACAGCAAGGAGAGAAGGACCAUAGAAAAUGCAUUCAUUCAACGCUUCAGCACUCAGCAUACUUCUUUGACAAGAGGUUUAUUAAAACUUGAUGGGUGGAGAUAUCACGAGGAGGUUAUAAAGGAGAGAAAAUAUAUUGUUAAAGGAAUUGUUGAAGAACAGAAGCAGCGAAAAGAGAUGUAUAAACAUUUUCAUGUGGAGAGGCAACAGAUGCUACAAAGACAAAACACAGAUGAGAAAUUGUUGAGGAAAUGUGUGGCUCGAGAAAAGGCAAGAGAGAGAUUCCAGCAAUCCAAGGCAAAAGUGGAAGCUGUGAAGCAGCCCAGAAGGAGAAUAUCUUACGCAUUGCCUGUGAUUGGCAGUUCAGGCACUGCCAAGCCAGUAGAAAAGUAUGAUAGUAUAGCAUAGCAGGGGAAGGUACAUAAGCCCAGUUGUACUGUAUUAAUUUAGUGCUCUGAAUAAGAUUGUUACGGUCCCAUAAAUGGAUGAUCUGCUUAUCCACUUCUGUUUGUACUGGUUUUGAAACAUAACCCCCCCCCCAAAAAAAGAAUCUGAUAAGUGGAUAUAAUAUGUAAUUAAAAAUAUUGUAGCAUUUCCACAUGAAGAAAACACAGCUGUAGUCUGUUGCACUAAUUGUUAGCAAAUGUUGAUUUCUAAGCAGCAAACAUUUUAAGCAUACAUGUGAUUACCUCUGCACUUAGCUUUAAAAUUAAAUUAUUCAGUGCCGCAUAAAAAUAAUUGGAAAAGAAUUCACAAGUUACUAAUGUAGUGAAGUACAAUAAGUACAGUUGAACAUGUUGACUACGCUCACUGCAGGCAGGAUGGCUGGAGAUUUGCCUCAGUGAUUCCUCGGUAACUAUGUAGGACAGUGCCCUAAGCCAUUAGCUUUCACUAGACUGUAUUUUCUGUUGCACUCUGGCUAUGCCUAAUGCAAUAAUUUGGUCCCAGCUGCUAACUUUCAUUAACACGCUGUGUACUUUGAUUAGUUUCAUUAGUUGCUUCCCUAUGUGUAAUUAAUUAUGCUUCUAGUUGAUUCUAUUUUAAUUCUUUGUAUAUAUAUUUGCUCCAUGUUUGUAGUGCAAGGGAAAAGGAAGAGACCCAAGCUGUUGUUAGGAGAGUCGUGAGGUCUUUCCUCAUUCUUCCAGUAACAAAAUUCGUCCUUUUACAUAGUCUCUUCACUUGUUUUAUACACGUCUUUACAUUUUGUGUUGAAUCCACCUUUUAUAGUCGAUGCACGACAUUGAAUAUAAGAUAAGAUCUUUGGUUUCUUCUCAAUGAUCUUUUUGGUUUCUUCUCAUGAUGGAGGCAGAUAGUGACUUUUUAGAGAGCUGGGGCCAUGUGCAAUUGUGUGAUUGUCCAGUUGGGACUGGAAAUCUGGGAAUUAAUUGAGCAGGAUUAAUUCUUUUUCUUUGCUGGGAUUCUAGAGUGAAACAAGGACUACACCUAAUAAAUGUAUUGUUAAGGGGGAAAUCAUUUUCUCUACUGUAUUUUCUCUGUAGUCUGUUGCCUAAACAUGUUUGUCUUUGUUUCAUUCUCUAACCAUCUACAGUCGUACAAAAUUUAUACUGACUGGAACCCAUUAGUUGCUGCAGUUUGUGUCAGAUUUAUGCACAUUUCAUUUCAAAUUUAUAAGUCUACUGAACCAACUCUCACUCUUCCAGCAUUUUAAUAUUUUUGCCCAAACUUUCUUGCUGUCAUUUUUAUUUUUGUGUGUGUUCUCGUGUUUCCUUUUUAUGUUUCUAACUCUAUCAACUUCAUUUAUUCGUCUCUUCUGCACCUCCAGAAAGAUAUACACCCUGCACUGUUUUCAGAUGAUGUCUCUUUUCCAUUUCUUAAAUCUUGAGGUGGGGGAACUCUUAAUUAUCAACUGUCAGCUUGACUCACAUGGGCUGUAGUACUUAAGGAGUGGAAUGUGAAGUUAUUUCAACUGACUCCUAGCCAUACAUAAUGAUGCACUGUUCACAUUCCACUUGACAUAAUUCCCUCCCCAACUGGCCUUCUGCCUCAGUUUACUCCUCAUUGGGAUAGUUUGCUCUUAAAACUUGCCAACUUCAAAUGUAAAUCCUGGCAUUUUCUCCUGCUGGGGGAAGAAAAUGUUUCAAAAGUAUAUCAAAACAAGGAUGAAGAUUUUCCUGUAAAUUUAAGGAAGGAGAUGUAUGCUAAUUAUAGAGAAAUAGCAGGAGAUGCUACCUCCUUAUUACAGAGUUGAACUCGGAUUUAGUCAGAACAGACCUAUUAAAAUAAAUAGGGCUUAAGUUUCUCAUGACUAAUUUGGUUUGAUUUGGGCUGCUCUAAGUGUGCCUAGGUUCAAAUCUAAACCAAAGUGGCCACUUGGACUACUUGGACACAAAAUAACAUUCACACUCUUUCAUUUUCCAUAAACUUUACUAGGGCGAAGGACAAAAAACUUGAAUGAGCUUGUAAACAAAUUACUUAUGUGUUCAUCUUGUGACUUGAGGAAGCCCUGCAGGGGUGGAGCCCCAGAAAUGAUCACAGUGUUUUUCCCUUGUGAUGCUUUGGGAAAAAGAACAAAGCCGGGUUUGAGGAAAGUAAUGCUAAUAAAGUAAAGUGAUGUAUGUAAAAGUAACUAAAAAACUUAUAAGGGCAGCAGAAAGAAUGGAAGGGCAAAUUAGAUGUUCUACACUUAACAGAAAAAGGAGCCUGCAGGUUACACUCUGAGUAUUAUCACAGACUUUGAGAUUUAUAUGGCAAUCAGAUGUACCUGAAACAGUAAGAUCCUCUUGUUACUGAGCUUUGCUUGUCAUCAAAGAAAACCAACAUAGGCUUUAACUUUGGAUCUUUCAACAUUGUUUUACAUGUCCAAAGCAAAGAAUACUCUCUUUUAUUUGAAAGGUCCAGUCACUUGUUUACACAGGCUGCAAUUACAUCAGCAAUGUGCCUGCUCUCAUUCUAAGUACCUGGACAGUUUUCAAAAUGGAACCCUUACUGACCUAAAAGGACAGUCAUGCAAGUCAUUCUUACUCCACACAUUCCCUUUGCUUCCACAACUAGGACAAAAAUGUGUACAAAAAUGAGUACUCAUUCAGAAAUACAGGUCCCAUUUCUUCCAACAUGCAUUUGAAAGGCUUAGCUUGAGGCUUCUGGAUCUUCUUUCCCCUUGCUCAUCUUUUUGAUUGCUAUAGGUGUGUUUACUGCUUGAUGAAUGUUGUUUUAACACUUGCUUUUACUGCUGCUAUUUUUGUAUUCAAUUUUCAGAUUUUGGGAGAGGUUUGUAUUGGGGUUUUUUAUAAUUAUUGUUAUGACCUACCUCAAACAUAGGAACAACACAGAAUAUAAAUAAUUGUGCAUUCAGUCUUCUUGCAGUUCUUCAUUACAGAUGCCUCCCAUGUAACAGAUUUUUUUUGACAGUUACCAUUUUUUUCAGAAGAACAUUAUAGGUGUUUACAUGACUACAAUCAGUGGACUUGUCUAAUGUAACACAUGUACGUGUGAUGUGAUAUCCAAGUGACAGUGGACAGUGGGAUGGUCACCAUCAUCAACAUGUGGAUAACCUGAUCAUAACUCUUUUCACAUCACUUGAGAUUUCUUCAUAGAUUUCUGUUCAGCAGGACAUUCUGUGCCCACCUCGUAUUUUACUGUACUGAGUGGAAAGACAAGCAGAAGUUGAUACAGAGUGUGUUUCUUGACUAGCUUUGACUGACUGCACUGUGUUAUGUUUCAAUAGGCCAUCUUCUUUUUUUGGUUUGAGUCGCUGGCAUUUUCAGUGUAAAGCAUUUCAGCAGGACUACUGAACUAGGUGGAAUAACAGGCCUAUACAUUGUACAAACUAUCUUCAUCCACUCUACCACAAGUCCAUUUCACUCCAUGGAUAAAGGGCUGUUACUCCAGGGUCCAGUGGUCUUUUCCUGACCAAAUUCAACAGUAUCUCCAAGCUAUUUCCUACCUCAUCUAUCUCGUUUUAGUUCUCUUCCUGUUCCCUUUGUAUCUCUCCAAGCAUCCUUCCUUAGUCUUCAGCCAGUAUUUACCAAGAGCCCAACAAGCUACAGGACAAAAAGAGAUAGAGAGAGCAGAGUGCUUUGGUGGCUGAGUGGAGUGUGAUCUAAAAUAAGAAAACUGUUGCUGGAAGAAAGGGCAACAGCACCAAAAUAUUCUCGAAGGAGAUGCUUUUAAAUUGAGAGGGGAGGGCUGGCAAUCUGAUCAUGGAUCACCCACAUUGGAAGUAGUUUAGCUUUGGAAGAUAACAUGCAGAUGAAUGAUUUCUUUUUGUUAAAAGAAAAGCCCCAUCCCUUGCCACUUUUGCAUACAUUUGAUAGUGCUACCAUAUAUUCUGUUCUUGUAUGUGCCAUAUUGAGAUGGAUGUUUAACAUUAGCAGAUGUGCCUUCAUAAUUCAUUUAUUGCUGUUUUAUUGUGAUGUACUCCUGCUAGUUCUUUUGACCAGAUUAUUCAUCAUUACCACUUUCUCCACAUGUUUGUCAUGAAUAAAAUAAAAACGUUA
Pogona vitticeps (central bearded dragon) is the source of this 6301-nucleotide messenger RNA. RefSeq names its product leucine rich repeats and IQ motif containing 3 (gene LRRIQ3). The record is from RefSeq and is a predicted model, not a curated record. Gene Ontology annotation, molecular function: protein binding. Lineage: Eukaryota; Metazoa; Chordata; Lepidosauria; Squamata; Agamidae.